AUGGAGUCCUACCACCACAACCGACCUCGACAUGUCGCCAUGAGAGACGACCGCAGACCAGGCGAUGAGCGCAGAGACCGAGGCCGAGCUGGUCGAGAAGUGACACGCUCCCGCAGAUCUCCUUCACCUCCAUCCCGUCGACCUCGGGAUUCCGAUAGAUUGCCAGACAGCAAACCGCGCGACCAUCCCAACGACAAGUCACAGCCUUCCUCCCGAGACCACCACAAAUCUCGCGAUCGUAGCCGAGAUCGCCCUCGCCGUGCGUCCCCAUCGCCUUCACGUCGCGACAAGUACAAGGAGGAUACCCGCGAUCGGUCUCGUGGCCGGGACGCCGUUGACUCGCGGCGCGACUCCCGUACCCGGUCACAUAGGGAUCGCAGCCGAGGACAUCCCCGAGGCGACGGCCGUUCUUUAUCCCCCUCUGUGAAGCGAACGAGAAGUCGAAGUACGGACCGAGCUACUGCAGACAAGAAGAAAUCAAGACGAGACCACAGCCCUCGUCGUGACCGCAAAGACUCGGCACCCCUUGCGGAGUCACGGCGUUCCCGCAGCUCUCCUCGGCCUUCCAGACGAUCACCUAGCCCCGACCGCCGGGAUUACAGGCCAAAGAACAAGGAACGGAGCCACCGCAACCGCCGGAGCAGGUCACGCUCGCCGGGUCGAGACCGACGCGGCCGAGACUAUUCCCCUCCGCGUCGUCGCGAGCCAUCAUCAACCCGGAGAAGGGACCGAUCUCCGCUAUCAAACCACCGACAUAGAUCCCCUGCACGGGAGUCUUCGACAUCUGUCAGGGGUGAGCGACGUCCGGCAUCGCCCCUUCGUAGUUCCAGAGACCGUCAGCAUCGCAAGGAAUCUAAAUCUCGUGCAUCCUCUCGGUCCGCUAGUAGGGGAUCGAGUCGACGAGUACCGCAAAACGAAGGUUCACGCCAGCCUACAAAGUCUCAGCCAUCCUCCGGCGCGAACAGCGUGGAGGUCAACAUGGGCGGCAGAGGCAAUCACAGGGGAGGCUUUGCGUCUCACCCUGGUUCAUUCAACCAACAGUUCAGCGACCCGCGCCAAUUCUCCCAGUCCCCGCAGCCGACUCCAAAUUCUUACAACGCUUCCCCAAACCACUCACCCUACGGUGCUGGUAGAGGGAACUGGGGCUCUCAGCAAUUCUCCCCGACACAUCAAUACCCUCCUCAGUACCCUCAAUCCAACUUCGGCCCCCCAUCUGGACCACAAGGCUCGUACACACCAAACCAAUCAUUCUCACCGCCCCCAAGUGCUCCAACCGGACCUAUGCAGCCAUAUUCCCAGGGCAACUUCCGCGGUGGCUUCCGCGGCGGCGGCGCUGCAUUCCGAGGCAACCAAUUUGGAUCCGGUCGGGGUAACUACAGAGGUAAUGGUUUCAAGAGUGCGCAGUGGACUUCCAACAACCAUGCCUCUGCUUCACGUGGCCAAUUCGGACAAGCAGAUGAAGCGAACUCUCAGCAGUCCACGACUCCCGCACAAAGCAACAAGUCAGACGUCGGCGACAAUGCUGCAGAGGGCGAAAACCCUUUCCGGCCAUCAAAAGACAUGCAAGUGGAGGACACGACUCCGUCCGAAAAGACCGGUGAGAGCGAUACCCAACGAACUAGCAGAGCGCCGCCCGUCGGGCCGGCUGCUCAGUCGUCGUCGAAGUUCAGCUUUGCGUUUAAGGCGUCUGCAAAGCCCACUCCGACGGCGCCUAAGCCGGAGAUCUCUCAGAAGUUCAAUGCCGUUCCUCAACGACGUGAAUCCAUUCAGCAAAAUGAUUCGAGAGACCACGACCGUGAUCGCGACCAUGAUCGGGAUCGUGACCACCGGGACAGAGAUCGAGACCGUGACCGUGACAGGGACCGUGACAGGGACCGUAACCGAGAACAUGAUCGCGACCGGGACCGGGAACGGGACUACCGCGACAGAGACCGGGAUAGAGAUCGGGGGCGGGAGAAGGAGAAGGACAAAGCCGCCGACAGAGACGUCCCUCGCGGGGCUCCGACCGAACCUGCGUCGGCCAGAGCUCGCCAGGAUUCAAGGCACCAACCACCUCCUGGGCCCCGUCAGCCCCCUGCACCAAGGACUCGCAAGAUCAAGAAGACUAUGCGGCGGCUCAAGUCUGGGCCGGUAUUGCCUGAAGACCUGAAGACUUCAGAUUCAGUUUACUUCCGCAAGCCUGGCAACGAGUCUGUCGUCGGUUCGGGCACCUAUGGCAAGGUCUUCAAAGCUUUGCACGUCUACACCAAAGGCUUGGUCGCUCUCAAGCGCAUUCGGAUGGAAGGCGAGAGAGACGGGUUCCCGGUCACAGCCAUCCGAGAGAUCAAGCUUCUCCAGUCACUACGCCAUACCAACAUUGUCCAAUUACAAGAGGUCAUGGUGGAGAAGAACGACUGUUUCAUGGUUUUUGAAUAUCUGUCCCACGAUCUGACAGGUAUUCUGAACCAUCCUACCUUCAAGCUGGAUGCGGCCCAGAAGAAGCACAUGGCCAAACAGCUUUUCGAUGGCUUGGACUACCUACACAAACGUGGAGUCCUCCAUCGCGACAUCAAAGCCGCCAAUAUCUUGGUCAGCAGCGACGGAAUCCUCAAGCUCGCAGACUUUGGUCUCGCACGAUUCUACGCGAAGAGACACCAGCUGGAUUAUACCAAUCGUGUUAUUACCAUAUGGUAUCGCUCGCCUGAAUUACUUCUCGGCGAGACGCAGUAUGGUCCAGCCUGCGAUGUCUGGAGUGCUGCCUGUGUCAUGGUGGAGAUCUUCACCCGCCAUGCCAUAUUCCCCGGGGAUGGAAGCGAGAUCAACCAAUUGGACAAGAUCUAUGCCGUCAUGGGAACACCGAACAAGGCAGAAUGGCCUGGGCUGGUGGACAUGGCUUGGUUCGAGUUGCUAAGACCAGGUUACCGGCGGGCGAACUCUUUCGCCGACAAGUACCAAGACAGAUUGCCUCCUGCCGCCUAUCGCCUGCUGGCCGCCAUGUUCCGUUACGACCCUGCGAAGAGGCCGACAGCUGCAGAGGUCCUCGCGGAUGAAUACUUUACCACCGAGGAGCCUCCUCCAAGGCAGGCUGUUGAGCUCGCUACUCUGGACGGUGACUGGCACGAAUUCGAAUCCAAGGCACUCCGACGCGAGAACGAACGCAAAGAAAAGGAAGCUCGGCGCGCCGCAGCAGCGUCCGCCAAAGACAACAAGUCUAGAGAGAGAAAGAGGGAGAACGACGCUCACGAUGAGCGUGGGGAAGCUAAGAGAGUCCAGCUCGAAGGCAAGGCAGCCGUGCCUGCCGAACGCUCGAAGGCCUAG
Colletotrichum gloeosporioides is the source of this 3297-nucleotide messenger RNA. RefSeq names its product CTD kinase subunit alpha. Gene Ontology annotation, cellular component: cyclin/CDK positive transcription elongation factor complex; nucleus. Gene Ontology annotation, molecular function: ATP binding; cyclin binding; RNA polymerase II CTD heptapeptide repeat kinase activity. The transcript has 3 exons. NCBI's taxonomy places the organism in Eukaryota, Fungi, Ascomycota, Sordariomycetes, Glomerellales, Glomerellaceae. Bases 1 to 3297 code for a protein of 1098 amino acids. Gene Ontology annotation, biological process: protein phosphorylation; positive regulation of transcription elongation by RNA polymerase II; transcription elongation by RNA polymerase II. The record is from RefSeq and is a predicted model, not a curated record.